AUGGAUUAUUCAUUGGAAAAUCACAAGGCAUUCAUUGGCAAACCCGCCUCUGAGCUGCCCACUCCAGCCUUUGUCGUCAGAUUACCUGUGCUAAAAAAUAACAUAAAAAAACUUCAUCGCGAUGUGGAGGAUUUAGGAAUAUCGUUUAGGCCUCACGUAAAAACACUCAAGUCCAUCGAGGUCACAAGAUUAAUGCUUGGAGAAGGCAAAUAUAGAUCUAUUAUCGCGUCAACAUUAGCCGAAAUUAGAGGUGCGCUUCCCCUGGUUCAGGAGGGCAUCUUGGAUGAGUGUCUUUACGGCCUACCCAUCUACCAGGGUAUUCUCCCCCAGCUAGUUGAGUUGAGAAAGUCAGUUCGCAUUCUCCUCAUGGUCGACAAUGAACAGCAAAUCACUCACCUCGAGAAAACCAUUGGCCAAAACCCUUGGGACAUCUUCAUCAAGAUUGAUGUUGGCUCUCACCGGGCUGGUGUGCUCACUGCCAGCCCCGCCCUCCAACGUCUGAUCCAACGCGCCGAGGCAUCGCCGGCCGUCAACAUCUACGGCAUUUACUGCCAUGCGGGACAUUCGUACGGCGGUCGAUCGCGCAACGAUGCUGAAAGCUUGCUGCAAGUUGAAAUCUCCAGUGUUCUUGAAACUGCAAAGCUUCUUCCUGUCAACCGAGGCGUUGUCGUCUCCAUUGGCUCAACACCAACUGCGCAUGUAGUGAAGAGCCUGAGAACCGCUGUACCGGCCAAUGUGAAGCUGGAAUUGCAUGCAGGGAAUUUCCCGUGCAACGAUCUCCAGCAAAUGUCUACUGGUCUUGUCACUGAAAGCGACCAGGCCUGUUACGUGGCGACAGAAGUCUGUAGCGUUUAUCCGGAAAGAAAUGAAGCUCUCGUAAAUGCCGGCGUGAUCGCUCUAUCCCGAGAAUCGAGCGCUUACUCGGGGUUUGGACGAGUGGUAGGCCAUCCUGCCUGGGGCGUGGCGAGGCUGUCGCAGGAACAUGGUAUUUUGGGAACCGAGGACAAGGAUCAAACAGUGAAUGAUGUGUUCAAGGUCGGAGAGCGGGUGGACUUGUAUUGCAAUCAUGUGUGCAUAACAGCAGCGGCGUUUUUCGUGUUCUAUGUUGUGGACGAGAACAACGUUGUGAGAGAUGCUUGGCUUCCUUGGAAGGGCUGGUAA
Messenger RNA from Clonostachys rhizophaga, 1161 nucleotides. The record is from the annotation of a GenBank genome assembly. NCBI's taxonomy places the organism in Eukaryota, Fungi, Ascomycota, Sordariomycetes, Hypocreales, Bionectriaceae.